GUAACCUAAGCAAGAUGGCGACAAUGUGGUAUCAGAGGUUCUGUUAGUUGCUUACAAUUUGCUGUAUAUAAGGGUUUACCCCCGAUCUAGGUGGCAUACCAUCCUGCUGCUGAAUUAGACUAAGGGAAUUUAUGUGUAAAUACUAUCCUUGCGUAUGAGUUCAAACAAAGGAAACGGUGCUCAGGAAGAGAAUUUGGCCGCCAGUAACAUCAGCGUGUCAUCUGUCAACCCUGAAGCAGAAAACGAGGAAAUGAAGAGAGCUGCUGCCAAACAGUUAAUUGAGAGGUACUACUACCAGCUGACAGAUGGUUGUGGCAACCCCAACUGUGAGAAUGCUCACUGUGCCUCCAGCACAGUCUUCUGUCUCAAAAAUGCCACCAAAAGUCAAAUGGCCGUGCACGCUAUUGAACUCUUCAAGAAGGCUGCCAGUUUGUGCGACGGUGAACGAUCAAAGGUAGCCCGUCAGCAGGAUGCAGAGGGAGGGGAAGCCUCAACUAGCAGGGCGGCUGUAGUGAGGAUGGCAGAUGGUCCCUCUACCCAAGGGAAGCAGGAGGGUGUGGGAACAGGGGAGACGAGUAGGGAGGGUGGGACACAGGCCACACAGUCAAGCUGCAAGAGCAGUGCUGCACAAAAUACAGCUGUGGUUGAGAAAUCAGCAGUUUUGAAGGAAAUAAAGUAUUUGACAGAGGAGAAACUGUUGAACAUCAUACAGGUGUGUAAAACUGCAGGCAGUUAUUCCCUCCUUAUUCGGACUAUCGGAGAAGUGUACAACAACCCUGAGUCUCUGAUGUUAAGCUUUCGCCAAAGUCCUGUUCCAAAAGAAGAAAUUCGAGCUAUGCAGGGUGACUUAGACAAGGACACAGAUGACAAGGCAGGAUCAGAAGAUGAUGAACUAGCCGCUGUCAGGUUACGGACAGAUGAGUGCACCAGUGCAGGCAAAGACCAGCAUCUGGAGGGGAAUAGUUUUGAUGUGGACAUUGGUUCCUUAAGAAGGUCAUACGCAGCCCUCAUGGACAUUCCGGACCAUCCAUUCCAGGGGGCGCUCAUCAACGCGUUGUUAUAUCUCUCACGCACAGUGGACAUUGACCUAAGAUACAACAAGCCACUGGACAAAGACCAAAACUAUUUAAAUAUUUUUAUCAUUGUUAUGGAAAUUCCUUGUUUGCAGAGUCCUGAGUUUGUAGAGAGUGCUUUUCCCGAGUUGUGUAAAGCCAUGGGCAAUUUGCCGCUGAAAGCUCAGGCCAAGUUAGCGCGGUACUGGUCAACGUUUGAAUCUGAGCGGCUACAUCAGAUGGUGGAGUCGCUCCAGCAGCUGAUCACUGUGAAGGUGAUAAAGGGUGAGGGGACGUGGAGUGGACCUUCCAGUGUUAGUGAUGAUGACUGUAUUGCGGGGACUGCCAAGGUCAUGAAGAUCCUCUACUAUGCUAGUAUAUGUGGAGGUAAAAUGGACUCAGAAAGUGUCCUAGAAGCUGAGAAAAACCUUGUUGUGUCCGAUGACCCAUUUAGUGAUCUGUUUCAAGGGGCAGUGGGUCGAGACGCUAAAGAGCCCCGCCAGCAUAAAGAAGACCCAUUAGGUAAAGAGUUGGGCGUUGAUCCCAUCAACUGUCGCAAACCUUUGAUCCCGUUUGAAAUGUUUGUGAAUGAACCUUUGAGUGAGUAUAUAGAUAUUCCCACAGACUAUGCAAAUUACAGAGCUGAUGACAGGUCCAAAUUUUCCUUUGUCAACCAUAGUUUUAUUCUGACGACGGCCUCCAAGCACAUGAGCAUGUAUUUUGACAACCGCAUGAGGAUGCUGAAUGAGAGAAGAACUUCCUGGCUUCAUGCCAUUGUUCACGGAGAUCCAUCUAUGCCGUUUUUGCGGCUUCGUGUUCGAAGGGAUCACCUCAUUGACGAUGCCUUAGUUGGGUUGGAAAUGGUGGCAAUGGAGAAACCCUCAGACCUCAAGAAGCAGUUAUUUGUGGAGUUUGAGGGCGAGCAGGGCUUGGACGAAGGUGGUGUGUCCAAGGAAUUCUUCCAGCUCAUCGUGGAAGAAAUGUUUAAUCCUGAUUUUGGCAUGUUCACGUACAAUGAGGAGACCGAGCAGUUCUGGUUCAACCCCACGUCUUUUGAGAAUGAUGGUCAGUUUACUCUGAUUGGUAUAGUACUGGGUCUAGCCAUCUACAACAGUGCUAUCCUUGAUGUACACUUCCCCAUGGUGGUAUACAAAAAACUGAUGGGCAAGCUGGGGACGUUUGAUGACUUGGUGGAUAUGGACCCAGUGUUGUACUCUAGCCUGAAGGACAUUCUGGGGUAUGAAGGCGAUGUGGAGAACACAUUUCUACAAACGUUCUGUAUUGGCUAUCACGAUGUAUUUGGCUGCAAACUUAGCCACCACUUGAAGGAUAAAGGUGAUGAGAUACCUGUAACCAGUGAUAACAGACAGGAGUUUGUUGACUUGUAUGCAGAUUUUCUCUUGAACAAAUCAAUAGAGAAACAGUUCAGAGCAUUCAAACGAGGAUUUCAAAUGGUAACCGAAGAAAGUCCACUCAAACUUCUCUUCAGGCCGGAGGAAAUUGAGCUGUUAGUAUGUGGAAGCAAGAAAUUUGACUUCAAGGCUUUGGAGCAGGCCACAGAAUAUGAUGGAGGCUUCACAAAGACAUCACAAGCUAUUAAGUUUUUCUGGGAGACCGUCCAUGAGUUUAGUGAGGAACAGAAGAAGAAGUUGUUACAGUUUACAACUGGUACGGACCGAGUACCUGUGGGAGGCCUGGAGAAGCUCAAACUGAUCAUUGCCAGAAAUGGGCCUGACUCUGACAGGCUGCCCACAUCCCAUACCUGUUUCAAUGUGCUGCUACUGCCGGACUACACCAGCAGGGAGAAGCUUAAGGAACGCCUGCUGAAGGCUAUCACCUAUUCCAAGGGCUUUGGCAUGCUGUGAACCAGAACUGCACACGGCCCUCUAGUGCUAAUGUACCACGCAGUUCAUUGUCAUGAGCCACAACUGUGGAAGGCUUUCACCUGAUUCAUAUGCAAUGUUGAGGACAGCUCUGGACUUGCUCCAUUGUCUGUACAUGCUGACCCAAAAACCUGAUUAUAAUAUAAACUGCUGGAGCAGGAUACAGUGUAUGUGUGCAUGUCCUAGCAGACUGACCAGGCUAAUACAGUUCUGGCUGUAACAUGGAUGUAUGUGUAGGUAUCUGUCUGAUUAUAGUAUUGAGACUGUUUUGUGAAGGUCUCCAGUGAUAUUGGUAUUCUUACAUGUGUGUCAAUUAAUAUUGGACUAGGACUGUAUCGCUCAGUGAUCUCUCGCAUAUUUUCCUGUCAAUCAUUUCCUGUUUAGCUGUGAGAGGAAAAUAAAGCACUCAAAAUGGUGUUGACCUCAAUGAAGAGUGUUAGGAAAUGCCUUUGCUUAUUUAUACAGUUCUGUAGAAAAUUAAAUACAUUCAAAUAUUUGAAUUUUUAGGCAGCCUAUCUGGGUUGAAAUGGUUUACAUUGAUUAGCAUAUUUCUUCGUUGUCUAUAAUAUUUCUAUAUCCUACUACUGUUGAAAGUCAUUCGUUUCAUUUCUGUCUAGGCAGAUGAAAGUUUGUGAUCAGUAGCACGGUCAGGAUAUCUGUGGGUGACACCGGGCUUGCCUGAUUGUCCCAACAUCUGGUGUGUGUGGUUGUCGAGACGUCUGGCGUGUCUGGUUGUCCUGACGUCUGGGGUGUCUGGUUGUCCUGACGUCUGGCGUGUCUGGUUAUCGAGACG
Messenger RNA from Liolophura sinensis, 3728 nucleotides. RefSeq names its product ubiquitin-protein ligase E3A-like. Bases 155 to 2917 code for a protein of 920 amino acids. NCBI's taxonomy places the organism in Eukaryota, Metazoa, Mollusca, Polyplacophora, Chitonida, Chitonidae. Gene Ontology annotation, molecular function: ubiquitin protein ligase activity. The transcript has 11 exons. The record is from RefSeq and is a predicted model, not a curated record. Gene Ontology annotation, biological process: protein polyubiquitination.